Molecule: messenger RNA, 3922 nt
Organism: Labrus bergylta (ballan wrasse)
Lineage: Eukaryota; Metazoa; Chordata; Actinopteri; Labriformes; Labridae
Gene: klhl22
Product: kelch-like family member 22
Biological process (GO): positive regulation of TORC1 signaling; proteasome-mediated ubiquitin-dependent protein catabolic process; protein monoubiquitination
Cellular component (GO): Cul3-RING ubiquitin ligase complex; polar microtubule; nucleus
Molecular function (GO): protein binding
Source: RefSeq, a predicted model, not a curated record
AGUAAACAGACUUGUUUUGAUCUGUCAGAAAUCAGACGGCUGAGGUUGACAUUUCACAGUGGAUUUAUUUUCAUAUUGAGCAAAUAGGCAUUCUGAAUAGGUUUUUUUUUUCGACGAGUACGAAUAUAUUUUGUUUGUGCAUCGCCUUGUUUCAGCUCUUUCAUUUUCUAAAUGCUGUUUUUAUCCUGUGUUUCUGUUUCGACAGCUAGUAGGUUAGCCACCUGAUAGCUGGCUAGCUGUCGGUCUCGGCUUUAAAGUAAUUUAACGUCAGUGGACGGCUUUGCAGCUUUUUGACAGCCUGCAGUAGGUCAGUGUGGGCGUACCUAUAACACGUUUUUUCUGACUAACCCCUGUCUGAGUGCUGACGUUGUGGCAUUAUUUAUGCAUACCAUGAUGUAUAGCUGUAACUUUACACUGACUACGCAGUGACAUUUCAAGCAGCCGUAACCUCCCUUCUUCAGCCGAGAGCUGCCAAGCCCUCUCCUUCUCCUGUGCAGCCUAUUCCUGGACGAGGCUUUCAUUUAUCACUUAUAUGUCAAGAAAUACGCUGAAGUAUGUUACCACUGGACUUAAAUAAGUGAUGAAGCCUAAACAUCAGUACUCUGCCAUGGCUGAGGAUGGAGAGCAGAGUCCAGGCCGCCCGGGCCGACAGGUCUACAGAAGUCCAGCCCAUUUCCGCAGCCUGCUGGACGGCCUGCUGGCUCUCAGACAGGGUGGCAUCCUGUUUGAUGUGGUGCUGCUGGUAGAGGGGCGACCCAUCCAAGCCCACCGUAUACUCCUGGCAGCCUCUUGCGACUAUUUUAGGGGAAUGUUUGCUGGAGGCCUCCGCGAGUCACAGCAGAAGGAAAUCCCAAUCCAUGGAGUAUCUUACAUCGCCAUGAAGAAAAUACUGGACUACAUCUACACUUCACAGAUUGAGUUAGACCUGGAGUGUGUGCAGGAGGUCCUGAUAGCCGCCACACUUGUACAGCUUGAGAUCGUCAUUGGCUUCUGCUGUGAUUUCCUCUUCUCCUGGCUGGACGAGAGCAACAUUUUAGAGGUUCAUCAUCUAGCCGAUGUCUACGGACUGCAGCAGCUGAAUGCCAGGGUCCACUCCUACAUGCUUAGGAACAUCCAGACUUUGUCUCGAACCGACAUGUACAGGAAACUCCCCCACGAUCAGGUCUUCAGGGCGCUGAGCAGCGACGAGCUUCAGGUGACCAGUGAGAACGAGGUGUAUGAGGCGGCGCUUCACUACCACUACACUCCUGAGCAGGUGGAAACUGACCAGGUGUACUUGCAGGUCAGUUGCAAGGACAAUCUGAAGAUGCUCGAUGCUGUCCGUUUCUGCCUCAUUGAGAAACAAGUGUUGCAGAGGCUCUACGGCAGACUGAACCAGUGCCCCCUGAAGGAUUCUGUGUCUGCGGCAUUGCGGUACCACGAGCAGGAGAUUUGGCAGCCCGUUAUGCAAAGUCCUCUCACUCAGCCUCGCUCCACUUUCAACUGUAUCCUGGGCUUUGGGGGGAUGUUCACCUCCAACUCCCUCACAGACAGUGAACACUUGUUUCAGGUGUUCCACCCGAGCUGGAGGGAGUGGAGGACGCUCACUGCAGCUCACGCCCCACGAAUGUCCAACCAGGGCAUCGCUGUGCUCAACAACUUUGUCUAUCUCAUCGGAGGAGACAAGAACACCAGCGGCUUUCGUGCAGAGACUCGCUGCUGGAGAUACGACCCUCGUCACAACAGCUGGUGCUCCAUCCAGCCGCUGCAGCAGCAGCGUGCUGAUCACUGUGUGUGUGUGUUGGGCGGACAUAUUUAUGCGAUUGGAGGACGAGACUACAGCAACGAGCUGGACACAGUGGAGCAAUAUGACCCACGCACCAACAAGUGGGAGUUUGUGUCUCCUCUAAAGAGAGAGGUGUAUGCCCACGCUGGAAUCGUGCUGGACGGGAAGAUGUACAUCACUUGUGGGCGCAGAGGGGGGGCAUACCUCAGGGAGACGUACUGUUUCGACCCCGUGGCCAUUCACUGGACAGCAUGUGCAGAGGGGCCGGUGGAACGGGCAUGGCAUGGCAUGGCUGCAGUCAAUGGACGCAUUUAUGUGAUCGGUGGAAGCAAUGAUAAGUGUCAAUAUCGGCGAGAUGUCCUCAAGGUGGCCUGUUUUGACCCAGAAGUGAACUCCUGGUCUUUAAUGACCCCCCUUCCUGCUGGACAUGGAGAACCAGGUGUAGCCGUGCUGGAGAAUAAAAUCUACGUCCUCGGAGGACGCUCUCAUGACAAAGGCAACAGGAUGAAAUACGUCCACGUGUACAACAGCGACACAGACGAGUGGGAAUUUGACGCUGACUUUAAGGAGCGAGUCUCUGGCCUGGCAGCCUGCGUGGUGCUCAUGCCCCCGGCUCUGAUCGCACAGGCCAGGAGCUGGGAGCAGCGCACCAAGGCAUCAUGGGAAGAAGUGGACAUGGACAACUCAGAGGACUCGAAUGAGGACUGAAUUGAUACGAUGCAGUAUGAUAUGAUACACUCUCUGAACUAAAUGUCUAAAGACUUUUAUGCACUUCUGCACUGCUUGUUGAAUUCAGAGACCUUUGGUAACUUUAGUGGCAGCAUCGUGUCGAUCAGCUCAUUGUUUUGAGUGCCUCAGAACAAAGUGUCAAUCAGGACCUUUGCACACUUUGUGUUCACCUCCUGGUGUCUUCCUUUCAUAAUAACACUCCUUUCAUGAGUUCUGCACUGAUCACAUGCUGAUGCUAAUGCUAGCAGCUUAUGCUUCCUUUUUUCCUCUCUACAGUUUGCAUCAUAGAGAAAUGAGAAGACUACUGGCUAUGCAAUAUUGGUAACAAUGGUUUUCUGUUUUUUUCCUCAAAUAAUUUUUUACAUGAUCUUCAAGUACUGAGGUUAUACCUCAGACAUCAACAGGGAGAAGUGAUCUGAUGGAAUGCUCCCCAUAAGUUUAGCUAACAUUUCCAUGUCUGACACAUUAAGACCACUUCUGAUAUUAUUAGUUGUCACCUUUAGCAGUUACCUAUACAGACUGGACGACUCUGGACUUAUCACAUUCAGACUACUGAGUAAUCAUUAAGCUGUUAAGUUUUGACUUUGUGCCUUGUUAAUGUCAUGCAUCCUGAACAAGGUGUAUUUUUGUUUCAGUAUAAUCUGUGGAGAUGAGCCUUAGCUUUUGUGCCUAGUUCUGUUUGGAAAACUUUAAAGAUGCGAUAAGGAAGAGGAUAUGAUAGGAUAUGAUAUGUUAGGAUAUUUUAGGAUAGGAUAUGAUAUUUUAGGAUACGAUAGGAUAUGAUACCCGGUAUCGGUAUGGUAAUAUACAAUAUGAUUUGGUACAGUACCGUACAGUAUAAUAGUUUACGGUACUGUACGAUACGAUAUGAUACAACACACUUUAUUAUCCCCUUGGGGAAAUUAGUCUUGGACUCAAAGUGCUGCACACAUUCAGUUCAUUCCUCCAAUGGACUGAUUUGUGUUUGAUGAGGUACUGGGGCUGCAGGUUGUAGACCUCAGUUCACAUUAUGCCGUCAUGUCUGUAAUUGAUUUAUCAACGUCAUUUCUUGACAUUUGUGUGACUCAAACCAAACCAAAAAUUGUUAUCGCAUUUUCUGUUUAAGUUAUUCUAUGACUCAAUCCAAAGAACACACUGAAGAGGAGACUUUUUUAUUGAACAGGGGGAGGCUUUGCUCCGUACUUCUGCAUGUUGGCUCAGUUUAUUGUUUAUUCAAUCUGAGCAGUUAAGAGGUUUAAUGAUAAACUCUGUACCAUGUAUCCUUUAUUUACUGUCAUAGAAAAUCACCAUGGGGGGGGGGGGGGGGGUCCCUUUAACAGGUAAUUUUGAGUUAUCAUAUAAUAGCAGCUGUACGUUGUUAAAAAGAAAUGCAAAUGUAGUAUCCUGUUCAAUCUUUUGAGAAUUUUAAUAAAAAUAGUAAUAUAUAUA